AUGGAGAAACACGAGCAUACUGAUGAAGAUGUGCAUAAAAACAAGGAUUCCACUUUCAAUGAAAUCGCUUUGGCAGAAGCUGAAGAGUUUGUGAUUAUCGAGUCCCAGGCAGAGAGAAGCAAUUACGUAGAUGACUUAGAUAUGAAUACGAAGCAGAAUGUAGGCCGAACGCGCCCAGUGCCACAGGAAGGUGACAACGGUAUAGAACUGUCGUCUGCUGUGGCGGAUAAAAAGGCGCGCGAACAUCAGCGUGACGAUCAUAAAACAAGACGACGGAGAGAAAGGGGUGAUUAUCCAGAUGACGAAAGAACACUAAGGACCAAAGCUAAAACCGAUGACAGAAGGAACGGAACAGGGUCUCCUAAAAGAGUCAGUCCGGUUUCCCCGCAACGGAAUUUUUUGAAUAAUAAUGUGAGAUAUGUUCAUAAUCGAUUCAUAGUCUUAGAUACCCCAGACAGUACUAGUGCAAAUUUGCCAAAAUCAUCGGGGACCAAACGCGGUGUUGAUAAUCCACAGAUGCGAAUGGCUGAAGGUUCAGAUGGUGCUUUUGCCGAUGAGCCGCAGAUCGGUCGCCUUGCUGAUAGGUCCAGAGGCAAUCGUCGUGAAAUGGCGAUGGACGCUUCCUCCGUUACUAUGGACGGACGAGACAUUGAAAUUUGUGUGUCUGAUCCUGACAAUUCGAAUAUGACAAUACAUUCUCCGAAAAAAACCAAAAGUAUUUGGAAAAGGAUUUAUCUAUGUUUACAGGACAAUCGCAUGAAAGACUUAGAUCCUGAAGAACUUCUAAAUGAUCCAAACCAAUACCGGGUCUUAAAGAAAGUUCUGAACAUCAUUUUUAUAACUAUUGGGGUGACGUUGUUUGUGGCUGUAGUCAUCAGCGUCAUCUACUCGUUUAUUGUAGGUGACCAAGAUCCAGUGGAGCAGUCGGACACAGCAUCGUCAUCUACCUCGUCGUCUUGUACAAAUAACCUGACUUGUGUCACUAAUACUUGAAAGAGAGAGAGUGGACAUGAAGGAAUUACCAAUCCAAAGCCGGGACAUCAUAGCGCCAUCUACCGAAUUCCAGAAAUCGGACAACGGCUGUCUUAUUAGAAAUAUAUUUAUGUAAAUUGGUUUUCCUUGAUUUAAGGAUUCUCGGCACAUUGGAUAUUAGCCACUAAACCAAAUCAAAUCAGUGCAUUACACAAUGUAAUUAUUUUUCAAUUGUUUUGGAAAUGCAAAGUUAAUUGCGGAAUUUUAGAAUCACCAUUAAAUUCCUCUCACAUAACCAGUACAAAUUCACUUCUGUAGAUUACAGAGGUAGAAAGCUUUUUAAAAAUCAAUAUCCCGACCUAAAACAUAAUCCUGCAACUGAAUGUUAACGACUUACGUCUGCGCAGUGUCCUGCGUCCAAUUUUCAGUAUAAUGGUUUUUCAGAAUAUUUUAUCAGACGUUUUGUACAGUGCCUUUUUACGAAUAAUUUUUUUUGCCGCUUUAUCUUCAUUUUUUAUAUGUUUUCAUAAAAUAAUUAAAAAAGGAAUAAAGAGAUUAUACUCCAGCAAA
Molecule: messenger RNA, 1542 nt
Organism: Saccostrea cuccullata (small rock oyster)
Lineage: Eukaryota; Metazoa; Mollusca; Bivalvia; Ostreida; Ostreidae
Exons: 4
Coding region: 1-993 (330 amino acids)
Source: RefSeq, a predicted model, not a curated record